GUGUUUUUUCCUUUCCACACACUCUCUGCAAACACUUCAUAUUUAUCAAAUCACAAGAAGCUGAGACCUAAAAAGGGUUCCACCCGGUUUAUUAGAUAUUAGAACAAUGGGGAGAGGUAGGGUUCAAUUGAAAAGGAUAGAAAAUAAGAUCAACAGACAGGUUACUUUCUCCAAAAGGAGAGCUGGUUUGUUGAAGAAAGCUCAUGAGAUCUCUGUUCUCUGUGAUGCUGAAGUUGCUUUGAUUGUCUUCUCCCACAAGGGCAAACUUUUUGAGUACUCCACUGAUUCCUGGAACUAUAUGGGAGAAGAUUUAGACUUACUGAGCCUCAAAGAGCUGCAGAACUUGGAACAGCAGCUUGAUACUGCUAUAAACAUUCGAUCUAGAAAAAACCAACUCAUCUGCGAAUCUAUCUCUGAGCUUCAGAGAAAGGAGAAGGCGAUACAGGAGCAAAACGCCAUGCUAGCAAAGCGGAUCAAGGAGAGGGAGAAGACAGUGGUGCAGCAGUCGCAAUGGGGGCAGCAAGAAUAUGGCCUCAACACAUCAUCUUUUCUGCUGCCUCAGCCACCCCCGCCGCAUCCUUGUUUGAAUAUCGGUAGCACUUACCAGGAAGAGGCAACUGAAGUGAGGAGGAAUGAACUUGACCUUACCCUUGAACCUAUUUACCAUCUGGGAUACUUUGCUGCAUGAAAUUGGUACUAUAUGUAUGUAUGUAUAUAUGUAUGUAUAAAUGCGUGCAUGCAUAAAAAUGCUUUGUUUUAGCAGCUAAUUAUGAAGUUUUGGAUUGUGUGAAUAGGAACAGUGAUGGAUUUGCAUUAUCAUGGUAAAA
Messenger RNA from Hibiscus syriacus, 827 nucleotides. Its product is annotated as agamous-like MADS-box protein AP1. Bases 107 to 688 code for a protein of 193 amino acids. The transcript has 7 exons. Gene Ontology annotation, molecular function: RNA polymerase II cis-regulatory region sequence-specific DNA binding; protein dimerization activity; DNA-binding transcription factor activity, RNA polymerase II-specific. NCBI's taxonomy places the organism in Eukaryota, Viridiplantae, Streptophyta, Magnoliopsida, Malvales, Malvaceae. Gene Ontology annotation, biological process: positive regulation of transcription by RNA polymerase II. The record is from RefSeq and is a predicted model, not a curated record. Gene Ontology annotation, cellular component: nucleus.